Diatraea saccharalis (sugarcane borer) is the source of this 840-nucleotide messenger RNA. Lineage: Eukaryota; Metazoa; Arthropoda; Insecta; Lepidoptera; Crambidae. The record is from the annotation of a GenBank genome assembly.
AUUCAGUAGCCAUCGCGUAGUCUGAACAAGAAGUGCACGAUGAGAUUUCUGGUCGCUUUCGUCGCCGUUCUCGGCUAUGCCUCCGCUGGGGUGAUCUCCCCUCUAGUGUUGGGCGUCAACCCUGGUGACGCCCAAGCCGCGGCUAUUGAUGCUACAGUAGCGGCACAGGACACCGUGCGCGCUAUCGGCGAAGGCCAGGCUCGCGCCGCUGAAGCCGCCGUCCUACACAACACCGAAGCUGUCCGCCAGGUCGCUGAAACCACUCGCGACAUCAACGAGAACGCUUACUGGAACAGCGUCGCCGCCGGCCAGAAUGUGGUUGCCGCCGUCCAGUCCCAAGCCGCCGCUCUCGAUGGAGUCGCUAACGCUCGUGUCGCUCAACUGACCAUCCCUGGAGUUCCACUUGCAGCACCGUACAUCGCCGCCGCUCCCGUCGGUCUCGCCGCACCCUAUGGUCUUGGUCUCGGCGCUCACGCCGUCGGUCUACGUGCCUGGUAAACGGGCAUCGUUGAGCCGUUGAAAAAUAACGUUAGGAAAAACUAGUUAUUUUAUAUCAGCUUUUUUGAUAACGUUAUUUUUAACGGCUAUUAACGUUCGGCAGCCUUAUCGGUUAGUAACAGCACUAACCGACGAUGCUACCAUUUGUCGGUUACUGGCAACACCGAUUCUAUGAAUUAAAUGUUGCCAGUUAAACGGCGUCGUCAAACCUCAUAGCGUUCCACAACGGAAAUUUGCUCAACUUACGAUACAAAGGUCUCAACUACAGUAACUCUCUUUGUGAAUUUUACAAAAUAUCAUGCCAUCACUGCCAAAGUGUAAAUAAAACACAUGUUUUUACAU